AUGUCUUGCGAUCCGCUCAUCACCACGGCCGCCGAAGGCUCCCAAAACGCAACCACAGCGGAUGCAACUAAGGCAUCAUGCGAGCGCCGUGACAGCUUGUCGCAGCGAUCGGAGGACUCCCAGACUGCCGCCGAUUUUAUCAGAGAUCAGAUGCAGCUGGAAGCUGAUGCGCGUGAAGCUCUGCCUUACAGCAUUGAGAACUGCACCAAGCAACUUGGUCCUCUGCGACAAAAUGUGUUUGCCUGCCUCACAUGCAACCCGCCUCCUGCGAACUCAACCGAUACCUAUAAUCCGGCUGGUGUCUGCUACUCAUGCUCGGUGCAAUGCCACGGCGAACACGACUUGGUCGAGAUCUUUCAGAAGCGCAACUUCACCUGCGACUGCGGUACUACACGAUUCAAACAUGACCAACCAUGCACACUACGCGUCAACACCCAGACAAAUACCAAGGGUGACGUCCAUUCCGAGGCGGCUGAUCCCAACAACAAAUACAAUCAGAACUUCAGCAACCAUUUCUGCUCGUGUUCUAUCGACUACAAGCCCCAGGAGCAGAAGGGUACCAUGUUCCAGUGCUUGGGGCUCGGAACGCAUGAGACAGGCUGUGGAGAGGAUUGGUACCACCCAGGGUGCCUUGUUGGCAUGGGUCCCAAGUGGUAUGAGAAGAUGAGCGGGAAGAAACCGGCGAAUGCUAUGUCAGACGGCGUGCUACCGUCAAUUGCAGAGGAUACUACACAGCAAGAUGAUGCGGAUGACGUCGUGAUUAGCGCAGAUGCAGAUGAGGGCGACGACAAUGAUGCGCCGCUUCCAGACGGCUUUCCUGGCGAAGAAGACUUCGAUCACUUCAUCUGCUACAAGUGCGUUGAGGCUUACCCUUGGAUCAAGCGAUAUGCGGGAACCACCGGGUUUCUUCCCGCCGUCUUUUUCCAAAAGGAACAACCCACAAUCAAAGAGGCCGCGGCACAAGACGACGCAACAUCACCAAAGAAGCGAAAGCUUGACGACGAGGAGUCCGCGGGGGCUGUUUCGAACCAACCAAAGCGCAUCAAGAGUGAACAGCCGGAAAGCCUCAAGACAACAACCUCUGCCCUCGACCAGAUCCCAGCCCAGGUCAAAGAAGAGAUGAAAGAUAACGUUCCACUUGCCCGAGAAAGCGCCUGCAAACUAAACUCUCUCCCGCCAGCCCCACAGGACCAGUUUUCCCUCUUCAUGACCCCAGGUUUCCGCGACCAAUUCUGUCGCUGUGAUGCCUGCUUCCCCGACCUUAAGCCCCACCCCCAGCUGCUGGAGGAAGAAGAGGCGUAUGAGCCGCCGCUUUCGGACUCGGCGUCCGAUCACGGCUCCACGCACGGCAGCGGCUCGUUGUACGAACGCGGCGAGUCGGCGCUCCGGAACGUGGAUCGCGUGCGUGCUAUUGAGGGCGUCAUGGCGUACAACCAUCUCAAGGACAAGCUGAAGCCGUUCUUCCAGCAGUUUGCUGAGAGUGGCAAGGCGAUCAGUGCGCAGGAUAUCAAUGAUUAUUUUGCCAAGCUGAGAGGUGAUCAGGAGGCGAUCAAGGAGGCUGGGGAUGCGGCGAAGGAUGGUGACGAUGGCGAUAACAGACGCGAGCAGAGCGGGUAUUGA
Molecule: messenger RNA, 1620 nt
Organism: Pseudomassariella vexata
Lineage: Eukaryota; Fungi; Ascomycota; Sordariomycetes; Amphisphaeriales; Pseudomassariaceae
Product: putative metaphase-anaphase transition protein
Exons: 2
Coding region: 1-1620 (539 amino acids)
Cellular component (GO): cytoplasm
Molecular function (GO): ubiquitin protein ligase activity; zinc ion binding
Source: RefSeq, a predicted model, not a curated record